Molecule: messenger RNA, 198 nt
Organism: Pisolithus orientalis
Lineage: Eukaryota; Fungi; Basidiomycota; Agaricomycetes; Boletales; Pisolithaceae
Exons: 1
Source: RefSeq, a predicted model, not a curated record
UGGAUGGGUUGCUUUGUUAGGGCCACCAAAGUAUGUGAAGCUCUGUAUUUUGCAGGGGUGCCCAUCUGGCUCAUUCAUAGCAAAGAAUAUAUUCCCCUGACUAUGAACAUUGUAUGCUUGGUACAAUUAACAUACCCUGAUGGUAUUGUCAGGUCUAUGUAUACAGAAAAUGGUGUGGCAAAGCCCUUCCCUUCCAUC